UCAAUUGUUUUUUUUGAAAGUUUGGUAGCUAUGGAAAUUCCAGCAAAAAGUAUUUCGAUUCACGGAGACUAUUUUCGACCGGCUAUUUCCCAAUCCAAAGAAAAUGUGCAAAAUGAGGGGACAGAAGAUGAAUACGAUACGCAUGGCGAUUCAGACUGGGAAAUUGAUAUGGCGAGCGAAACUACCUUGGACAGCGCCUAUAGCGAGUUUGAAAAGGAGCUCGCCACUGAGACACAACCAAACAAAGUAGGGAUAAAUGAGCUACACAGAAGCACAGCAGGCUUGAGCGAUGUUCCCAUGCACAAAUAUCCAUUUAAGCUGAAGCAAAACGAGGAAGGAAACAUACUCACUGUGCAUAAUACAAUCAAAUCUGUGGACAAAGAUGUAAGGAUUCGCAUUGCUGCUUACUGCUUUAAUGAGAUGAGCAACAAACUGGUUGUCAUUGACAGGCGUGGUAACAUCUACAUCUUUGACUUUGUGUGCAAACGCUAUUGGCGUCUGGGUGUCAAAGUGCCAGAGGCAACUCUGUUGGUGGCCUCACCGCUGGUGCAUAGUGAAUACAUUGUGGGUACUGAAUCGGGCUGUGUCUUUAUCUUUAAUAUAGAAAAGACACCUAUGCUGCACACUAAAGUGGGCGACGCAGCUAUUAAUGAAGUUUCCUUUGGAAAUCGACUUGACAGUAACACUGCAUGCAACACCUUAAUACGCUUAGGAGCUACGGCUGUCCUAUUGAACUUUACCACGUUGCAAUUGUCGCAUAGACUUGAGUUUGAUCACUCCAGAUAUACAUUGAAGUUUGCCAGUUUUCUACCCAAAUCGGAUAAGUUUUUCACAUGCUUCACCAAUGACUCGGUGCAUCUCUGGUCCAGCUCUAAUCUGGGAACGGUGUACAUUUCGCAACCCAUCAAAGCACGCGAUCGCAAGAUACGUUUGAUGCGAGGUGACACGUCAAAGAUACCAGAGAUUGCUUUGCGUGCUGAAUAUGAUGAGGAGGAGGACAACUUGGACGAUGAGCUGGCAUUUAAGUACGAUGAUCAGCAUUUUUCCGAUGGCAAACUACUUGCCUAUAGUUUCUCUCCAAAUGGUAAUAAACUCUUGUUGAGCACAGUGGAUGGAUAUUUGAUGAUGCUCAACACAGCAUCCUUGGACUUGGAAAAGCUGUUCAAACUCCGGGACUUCAUUUUGAAGCAAUUCGUGCUGCUGGCACAACCCAAGAAUCGCAUUCUGUUUGCCAUCACAGCUACCGGCAUGGCUGUUAUGCUCGAUCUGAUGCAGACGGAAUACAAAUUAAUCGUGCAACGUUCAAAUGCUUUGAGCCUAAGUGUUAGUCGUGAUGGCAAGCUGCUUAGUUUAUUGUCUAAAAGUGGUGAGGUGAAUGUAUGGUCCACUUGCCGGCUUUAUAAUUCACUACAUGCACAGACGAAGUGCAUCUCGAAGGUGCGCGCCGCACUAAAGCAACCGGCGGCCAAGCUGCCUGGUCUUAUCAGUGGCCCAAUGAAUCUGGAGCUACGAAAGCUACUGAAACGUGAGCGCUUGGAAGCUAUGCUCGCUGAGUAUGGGUUUUAUCCGGAGAAAUAUAGAUUCAUUAUAUGGAGUGUGUUGCUGGAGCUACCCUCUAACACUGCCCAGUUCCAAGCGCUGCUUAAACACGGACAGCCUCAAGUGGUCAAGCAACGUGCUGCUAAGAUAAAGGUGAAGAGCGACGCCCAGAGACGAGCCGUUAUCAAAGUGUGGAGUUGCUUGGCUCAUUGGUGCAAGGUGUUUGGCCACACGGACUUUAUGCCGGAUCUUAUCUAUCCGUUUGUUAAGCAGAUGACCAAGAAUAGUUUGGUGGUAUUUGAGCUGCUUGUGACGCUAUUGCUCAACCAUAUGGAAUUAUGCUUUGAAUUCCAUCCAAUGCCGCCAGGCAAUUAUCUGGGCUUGUGCGAAAACGUGUUGCAGGUGCACGAUAAGCAGCUGUCCAAGUUCUAUGCUGCAAUGGAUGUGCAGCCAAAGGAUUAUGCCUGGUCGUUGCUCACCAAUGGCUUCGCCGAGGUUCUGGACGAGCAGCAGUGGCUGGUGUUGUGGGACAAUAUUUUAACAAAUCCUCCAUACUUUAUUGUAUUCGUAAUUGUUGCUUAUAAUAUGAUGCAACGGGAGAUAAUUAUGCGUCUGCCUGAAAAGUCGGAGGUGGUUGACUUCUUCCACGAGCAGAUGCCGAUCGAUGUCACGAAAUGGUUGAACCGCGCCCGUAAGCUAAUGAGCCAUUGUGCUACCGAGGUGCAUCCAGAGCGUUUUAUGCCUCCCUUUAAGCCCAUACCCAAGGGCGUCUAUCCCAAGUUUUUAAAAUAUCCCAGGGAGUGGAUCGAGCAACAGGAGCAACUUAGUGAUGAGCUGAUUAAACAGCAGCAGGAGAUUGACGCGCGCUUACGCAAAUUGGAAUUGGAGGAGAUCCAAAUGAAGGAACGCCUUCAGGAGGGUCUCAAGCAGGAGGAGCAUGCUCGUCGCAUCAAGGAAAUGGAACAGCUCUAUCAGGACACCAUUCAUCGCGAGGAGGAGCGCAUUGCCUGUCAUCGCAAAAUGUUGCUGACCUAUCAAAUGGAGGCACGACAACGCAAAUGUGAGGUGCUGUCUAAGCUGCAGGAGACGGAGCAGCGUCGCAAGAUCUUGGAAAUGGAAAAGGACAUUGAUGGGCUGAUGCGCAGUGUGGAGCGCGAGCGACGCCGUCAAAAUCAAGAGAUGCUCUUCGCCGAGGAUGAAAUACGCAACCAGGAGAUGGAGCUAAUGGCACAGCGCUAUUCCAGCUGUCUGCUCGAUUCACCUCUGACCGUCAAAUACUACGAAGAGGUGCAAAAAAUGCGCAACGAAAGUGAUAAGCUUAAGAAACAAUUGAGAGAGAUGACCAUGGAGCAAGUGCAAAAUUCCACGGAACAAGCAUCAACUCCGUCGAAACUCAAAGCUAUAGAGUACUCCAUUCAUGAGAUACAACAAGAAUUGACAGAUAUUUUAAAUAGCGAGAGCAACAGUCAAUAAUCGGGGCAAUAUACAUAUAUUGAAAAGAACUGAGCUAUAAAAGCUAAAACUUGUUUAGUUU
This is a messenger RNA of Drosophila arizonae, 3073 nucleotides long. RefSeq names its product TBC1 domain family member 31. Gene Ontology annotation, cellular component: ciliary basal body. Lineage: Eukaryota; Metazoa; Arthropoda; Insecta; Diptera; Drosophilidae. Gene Ontology annotation, biological process: cilium assembly. Gene Ontology annotation, molecular function: protein binding. The record is from RefSeq and is a predicted model, not a curated record.